AAUGUCAAAUCUGGUAACUUACAAAAAACCCUGCGUGAUCGGGUGUUGCGAUUAUUAAUUUCAGGGUUGCUAAAACACAGCUAUACACCUCGAAUUUUGGGUUAAUUUUUCAAAAAACCCUCUCUCGGCAUGAAUGUGGCCCGACGAGUCCUCUCCUCAUUCAAUCAUCCACCCCUCACUAACCUAACCUCAAAAACCUGCAGCCGCACGUACGCUUUCAAAAGCGACCUAAAAAUAAAAUGGGUCCGCCCCGAGAAAAUCCCCUGCUUUAGACCCGAAAAAAGCGGCGAUUUGGAGCCAAUGUCGCAAAUCGACUUGUCGCAGCCCCGGAUGAUGUUCCGGAACUCCAAGGAACUGGAAACCGCCGACGCAACCGUGAAGAAACUCUUCUCUUUAGAGUACGCACCCAGGAAGGAAGUAGCCAGGGUUUAUUUUGAGGAAAUAAAAGACGUGGUGAGGAGGCACCCCAUGGACGCGGGUUCCAUUGAGGUUAAAAUCGCGCGGUGGACCGGCAUCAUUCGGGCCUACCAGGAGCUGAUGGAGCGGUUUCCGCGGGAUAAGCGCAUGAAGGUGAUUUUGAAGGAGUUGAUAGAUAGGCGGAAGAAGCACUUGAAGUAUUUGCGGCGGUGGGAUUAUAAGAAGUUCGAAUGGUUGCUGGAGACUCUAAAUUUGGUUUAUAAGCCGCCGCCAAAUGAGUUUCAUUGGAUUACGCGGAAGGAGUCGUUGCAGAAACUCACUGAUAAGUACUGUGAAGAUCUCAAACAGGAGCGUUUGGACACGUACAGGAAGAUGUUGCAAGCUGAGCAGCCAAUUUUCUUGAAGGAGAAAAUUCGGGCGCUUCAGUUUAUCAGGAGCGAGCAGCAGGAAUGUGGGGUUGAAGUCACGGUGACGGACGAGGAGAUAGAAAAGGUUAAGAAUCAACUGCAGGAGUUAGAGGAGAAGAAACAAAGUGAGAGUGAUGAUUCAUAAUUUGGUUUUUUGGUGAAAGACUGGUUCGUUUUUCGUGUAUAUUUCAAUACAUGUAUCACAUACACAUAACGACGAAAAUGCAACAAUAAAAACCCUAAUCUAGAAGUCACAUACAUCAAGUGAAAAUACAUAAUAAAAAAAUAAAAUGUUUAUUACA
Zophobas morio is the source of this 1126-nucleotide messenger RNA. RefSeq names its product small ribosomal subunit protein uS15m (gene bonsai). The transcript has a single exon. The record is from RefSeq and is a predicted model, not a curated record. Gene Ontology annotation, molecular function: structural constituent of ribosome; RNA binding. Gene Ontology annotation, cellular component: ribosome; mitochondrial small ribosomal subunit. Gene Ontology annotation, biological process: mitochondrial translation. Lineage: Eukaryota; Metazoa; Arthropoda; Insecta; Coleoptera; Tenebrionidae. The coding region runs from base 130 to 969 and encodes 279 amino acids.